Molecule: messenger RNA, 7620 nt
Organism: Macrobrachium nipponense
Lineage: Eukaryota; Metazoa; Arthropoda; Malacostraca; Decapoda; Palaemonidae
Product: mitogen-activated protein kinase-binding protein 1-like
Biological process (GO): centriole replication
Cellular component (GO): mitotic spindle
Molecular function (GO): protein binding
Source: RefSeq, a predicted model, not a curated record
CUUUUGAAUUGAGUAAAAAGUAUUUUGAGGGACCUCUGAAAAUAGUUGCAUUCACAGUUAACAAUCCCUGAGACUUACACUCUCAUUUGCAAAUUUUCUGAAAAAAGUAAGUUGGAGGAAAAAGAAAAGGAAUAAGGAAAGUGGUUGGUUGUACAUUACAAACUGCUUGUAUGUGUACACAUAUUGGUUACCAGUUGGGUUUUGUGGUUAAACAUUAGUUACGUAUACAGUUUUAUAGAAAAGAUAUUGCCUUAUGGUUUAUAGAUCUUUUGUGUUGUGAACUCAUAAGCAUGAGUCGAAAACUUAUUGCUAGAAAGGAGCUUAGUAAAUUAAAUGAACUGGAAAAUAGCCUGAGAGAUGAGACUUACAAAGGGACCACCAAAAGAGGCGCAAGAUCAUCGUCUCCGUCGCCGUUAGCUUCUAGAUCCACUUGGUCUUCCCAGAGUCCAUCCAUAACCGAUGGCUAUGGAAAGGAACAGCUGGAGUCAAGAACACUGGAAGACAGUGACCAGAGUGAUAGUGAAAGUGAGCGUAAGCCAUCCAAAGUAGUGCCAAGCCUUCAUGGUGUCAAAUUAAGGAGAGCUAAAUCUCCUUCACCACUUUUGAGAAGUACAGAGAGACCAUUAGAAGAAAGUCCAGUCACUGGUCUUAGUGUUCCCAUAAGACCAAGAGCUCAUUCUCUUACCAAUCCUCAGUCUCCACACUCGGGGACAAGCGUUGUGAGGAGCCACAGUUCAGCCGGGACCAUUCAGAGAGGGAGGCCUAGAUCUUUGAUUGUCGAGGGAAAUACACCAAUUCCCAGCAGUAGUAGACCAACCUUAUCCUCCCUUACACCUUUCAUCAACAAGGAAAGGGGUUCAUUCUCACGGCUUGUCUCUCCUCUUGCAAGGGAUGCGAAAUCUUUGAAGAAUCCUCUUCAUCCUAAGAAGGUGGCCUCCCCUCUGUCAAAGCCUCAGUAUGUGGUCCACACCACGAAACCUGCAGACUCAUGUGAUGAGGAGGAGAAAGAGGUCAAACUAGAGCGAGUUCUUGGCCUGACUGUACCCAGCAAUGCUGCCCUGGACUGCGAUCCACACACGGGCCAAGUCGCCUACCCUGCCGGAUGUACGGUGGUGUUGCUGAAUCCGCGGAAGAACCGCCAGCAACACGUCCAGAACGCGUCCAAGAAGACGAUCACCUGCGUGGCGUUCUCUCCGUGCGGCCGUUACCUGGCGACGGGCGAAUGUGGUCAUCAGCCCUCCGUCAGGGUGUGGGACGUGGGCGAGAAGACCCAGGUGGCCGAAUUUCAGGGCCACAAGUACGGCAUCUCGUGCGUGGCAUUUUCCCCGACCCAGAAGUACGUGGUGUCGGUCGGCUCCCAACAUGACAUGAUAGUGAAUGUUUGGGACUGGCGAGGAGGUAUCAAAGUUGCUUCCAACAAGUUUUCCAGUAAAGUUAAGGCUAUCAGCUUUGCCGAAAAUGGGUCCUAUUUUGUGACCGUCGGGAACCGCCACGUUAAGUUUUGGUACCUUGAAGUUGCACGGGGUUCUAAGUUCAAAGAGCCAGUGCCCCUGACUGGCCGGUCUGCAAUCCUCGGAGAGCAGAGAAACAACUACUUCUGUGAUGUUGCUUGUGGCCGAGGGGAAAUGGGGGAUUCCACCUUCGCCAUCACCAAGUCAGGCCUUCUGUGCGAAUUCAAUAACAGGAGGCUUCUGGAUAAGUGGGUGGAGCUGAGGACAACAAGUGCCAACUGUCUGGUUCGCGAUGAGUACAUAUUUGUUGGCUGUGCAGAGGGAAUUGUGCGAUGCUUCAGCCCCCAUAACCUCCAGUUUAUUACUACCCUGCCAAGAACGCAUUACCUUGGUGUGGAUGUUUCCAAAGGGCUAACCAUCAGUCACAUGGCGGCCCAUCCAAACAAUGCCAAGUAUCCUGAUACCAUUGCCGUGUCGUACGAUGAAAACAACCACAAGGUGACUGCUGUGUACAAUGAUCAUUCCAUGUAUGUGUGGGAUGUGACUGAUAUUAAAAGGGUGGGCAAAUCCCAUUCUUACCUGUACCAUUCAGCAUGCAUAUGGGGAGUUGAAACCUACCCGACUCAUGGGGAAGCAAUUAAAGGUGUCAUGCCUCCUGGGUCCUUUAUCACGUGUUCUUCAGACGACACCAUUCGUAUAUGGAACAUCAACCCAUCAAUGCCAGGAAACACGUUAUAUAAAAGGAACAUCUACAGCAGUGAGCUUCUGAAAACCUUGUAUGUGGACCCUGACUUGGGAUUCAUCAAAGACACAGAUAUCAGUCCUCAAGGUGGAGACAGGAACGAUGCUCCUUACGAUUCGAGGAACGGAGUUCGUUGCAUCAGAGUUAGUCCGGAUGGGAAGCAUCUAGCAUCAGGCGAUCGUGCUGGAAACAUCAGGGUACAUGAGCUCCAAUUUUUAGAUGAACUCUGCAAAAUUGAAGCUCAUGAUGCAGAAGUUUUAAGCCUAGAAUAUUCCAACCCUGACACUGGCCACAGAUUCUUGGCUUCAGCUUCACGUGACAGAUUAAUUCAUGUUUUUGCAGUUGACCAGGAUUACAGCUUUGUUCAAACCUUGGAUGACCAUUCUUCAGCAAUAACAUCAGUCCGGUUCUAUCAGACUCAUGGUGCAUUGCAGAUGGUGUCAUGCAGUGCUGACAGAUCAAUUAUAUUUCGUAGUGCUACACAGGGAUCACUAGACAAAAAGAGGACGCCACAGAAUGAAAUAUGGUUUUCCAGAGGUCACAAUGUUGCUGGCAAAACAACCCUGUAUGACAUGGAGGUGGACCAUGGUCAGCGCCACAUCCUGACAGCUUGCCAAGAUCGUAAUAUUAGGGUGUAUAACGUCAAUACCGGCAAACACUCCAAAACUUUUAAGGGAUCCAUUGGUGAUGAUGGAACGUUGAUAAAGGUAGUACUAGAUCAGAGUGGGAUAUAUGCUGCUACAAGUUGCACAGACAAAAAUAUGUGUAUAUAUGAUUACUACUCUGGAGAAUGUAUGGCAACAAUGUAUGGUCAUUCCGAACUUGUCACUGGUCUUCGUUUCACAAGUGAUGGCAAGCAUCUUAUCACUGUAUCAGGAGAUGGAUGUAUCUUUUUAUGGAGGAUGCCACACGACAUGACACAGACUAUGGUUGCAAGAUUAGCACAACAAGCUGAGAGAGCUACUAAAGAUAAAAGGAAAACAGGCCGCCAGCAAUCCUUAGACAAUGAUGAAAUUCAGCCAAGCCCUGAGGAUAUGUUUGACCAAAAUGCUAACGAAACGGAAGAGCCAGAUUACAGGUUUAGUAUGGGACAGUUACCACUUUGGGCCAAGAAGCAAAUGACCGAACCCCAGAGACCUGGCAACGGACCAGGAGAUCGUGGCUCAGUGGACAUGCCGAAGGGACGGUGGGCUCAGAGGAUCCAUAAUAGUCCAAUGACAUUCAAGAGUCAUUACGACACUGAUUCUGUCAUUCCAUUCCCUGCCAGAGAAAAACGCACAGCUGAUUCGGAAUCAAGCAAAGAAAGUUCGUUGGAGGAAAACAUAGGAGUUCACAAGCAGUACCAGCCACCAAAUGCUUUAAGAGAGAGUCUUAUUCUCAACAAAACGGACUCUGGUGGUGAGCCUGAAUUUCUUGCUUGUCCUGACAACAAUAAGGAAAAUAAUACUGGGGAGGAAGGUUUACAGGUUUCACCAUCUAAAAUAACAAAAAGAGGAACUGAAUCGGAGACACGGAACAGGCACCACACAGAUGAGAGCGACGUCAGCAGUUUACGCAUCGAUGAUGGCACAACCGAUCAUGACGGAGACAUAGAAGAUUGUAGCGAGCAUGAUGAUGAGAGCACUGAACCUGAUCGUUCUGAGCCUUUAAUGUAUUACCCAUUGAAUGAUGACACAGCCAGCGAUUUCACAGUCAAUGCCAUGGAUGUAGAAGAGUUGAGGCGGUCCCAAAGACGACACAGAAAAGCGAGACCUGAAAGACCGACAGACAUUCCUCUGGUAUCUGUGUCAGGAUCUCAAGACUCAGAUGACGAUGACGAUGAGGUUUCUACUCCAAGUGCUGACACUGCAGAAAGGAAUAUUAUGUCCAUGCUGAGUGUCAGCACUGAGAGUAUUGACAGAGUUGGCAGAAGAGAGAACUUCCUCAAGACAAAUUUUGAGUCUCUAGAAGGAGAAACGAUACGCCCAGAAAAAGAUGGCAUUAAAAAUAAAAAUAGUAUAUCGUAUAAAUUCAACGCUAGAAAUAAAGAUUCUCAAGUUUCAAGUAAAAGAGAAGAACUUCUGAAAAGAAUUGAAGAAACUAGAAAGAAAUUGCAAAGUAUCGGUUACAAAAGUAAUUUAAGAAGUAGCAAGAGUAUUUCAGACUUGAGCAACAUUCCAGAGAAAGAUACAUCAUACAUGUCAGGGAAUCAAGAUGGCGGAAGUGGCGACAGUGGGUUCAGCAGCAGCCCAGGUGGCGGGAGCGGUGGGUUACGCCGCGCCUGCUCCCUCAGCGACCUAAGCAACCCUGGUGCCCCACGACGCCUGCUUCCAACUCCCCCUAUGGCAAGUGGGAAGAAAAUGGGUAAAUCUAGCAGCAAGUCGCCUGGAAGGUCUCACUCAUCUCUGUCAAGGUCCAGUUCUAUAGGAGUCUUGAAUCAGUCUGGGGAAGAGGGGUCCAGGAGUGAUCGUCCCAUGCGACCCACGAUAGCAUCUAUGAACAAGAUGACUCCUCGUGCUCUCAAGAGAAAAGCAUCUCUCUCUCAGGCUGUUUCAACAGGUGACAUCAGACAGUUCCACGAAGACUCAAGUUCUGAGGAUGCAUCACCUUCAGAUCAUAAAAAUAUGCGAAGUAGAACUCAGGGUAGCGAUAGACGUAGCAAUCUUCCCAUCCGUGCCGUAAGUGAGCGUGACCUCACCCGCAGCAAUAGUUUGUCUGGCAAGAGAGGGGAGAUGAUACGAAGUCGAUAUGCAUCUGCUGCGUCACCAGUGUCCAGAAGGGGUCUUCCGUCGUCAGAUCAUAGCCGGCCGUCCUCUGCUGCUUCCACAGUUGACAUGAGUCCUGAAGAAUAUCCAACGCGAGAUGACCUUGCUUUCAUUGACUUUGAAAAUAUGCCUUUGAGUGUAGGGGUUGUAGAAAGUGUUUGUGAAUGGGUAGUUGAAGGUUGUGAACGAUUAAGUCAGUUGUGGUGGCGAGCGUGUAGCGAGGGAGGAAACGAAGAAGAUCACCAUCGGGCUUUGCGUUCAUUACUGUUAGGGGCAGCAGCCAGGGCGACUCAUGCUCUGACUCCUCUGACUGCACCACAUGCAGCUCCUCCCCCACAACCCAUGUCUCCAAAUGCUCCUUCGUCGCAGACACCAGAUAGCAAAGAUCCAAGGAUGGUUGCCAUGAUGCAGCAGUACACUGAUAUUUUAGUGAACAUGGUGCAACAGAAGAUGGCAUCUCAUCAGCCACCACCCCCUGGACCAGCGUGAUUACAUAGUAGCACGAUUGUUUUUAUUUUAACUUUUUUCAUUUUUUAUUUGGUAUUUUUGAUAGUCAUUGGCUUGACCAAAAAUGUCCAGAAAAUAAAGAUAGCUUCGUAUAUCCCUUUUUUUCAGGGCAAGUCUUAUGUCAUGAGUGAAAGGCUGUGUAUGUUAAUUAUUAUUGUGUGAUCUGUCCAUUUUGUUUUCAUCUGGUGACUCAGAUUUUUUUUAUUAAAGAUAUUUUUAAGAAUGUGUCUUUAUGAUAAUAAAGUGUAAUGCCAAGUAGAUAGAUUGCUGUGAAGUACAAUCUUACUGCUUGAAUGAUUUUUUGUUUUGUUUUUUAUCAGAUUUCACAUUCCAGGUUGUCACGUGACAUUAUGUUCAGAGUAGUUUACGAGUGAAUCUUUUAGUAGGUUAACUUUCAAACCCCUUUUGCUGCCAAAGCUCAUAAUCACUUAUGUUGUAGAUUUCAUCUUGCAUUUCAUUUGAUGGGGUAUUAUUCUAGGGACCCCUUGAUAUAUAUUUGCAAGCUUGUUUGGUUAAAAUUUGCCCGAUUUUAUCUUGAGCGUCAAGGUAUUCUCGUGGUGCGAUACGACCAGACGUACGUGAUUUAUACAGAGUGGUUUUUCAUAAGAGCGGCUCGUUGACGCAAGGUUGCAUCCAACGUUUGGGGACUCAGCAGCCUUAAAGCAGCAGAUGGGUCUUACACCAAGCUGAAGGCAUUGUUUUUGUUCUCCCAUUACAUAUUUUGAUAUACUAUCUCAUAUUUCAUCCUUUAACAGCAUGUUCUUGUUCUUGUACUUUUAAUGUUUGCUAAUAACUGUCUAACUUGUCAUUUACAGUGUUAAUGGACUGGUGAUGGCUCACUGCUGAUUUGGGCUAACUGUUUACCUAAAUAUUAGUGUUUUUAAUCAAAGCUAUGCAGUUUGUUCUGCCUGGUCAUAAGAACUUUCUGUUGUGUUGUUAUAGGCCCUUGUUCUUGGCAUAUUGGAAUCCACUACAACUUAUUUAUGAUGGAUUGUAGGCCUAACACAUAUUAUCAAGAUUUUUAUUUUCAAUGUUAGAGUAUUGUUUGUAUACUUUUAGAGCUGUGCAGGUUGUAUUGUUGAUCUUCUUCCAAGCCCAGUUAAUCAAAUCUCAGAAAACAUUCAUUUUGAUGCGACCAGACAAACAACUGUUCGGGCCAAGUUUGGAAUCACUAAGUAUGGCCGUUGUCACUGCACUCUUGCGUUGACCUCCGUUCAUCGAUACCAAAAAAAAAAAAUGUUGGUCUUGUAGUUUCUGAUGUCUUUACUUUAUAUGAUAACAAAUGUCAUUACAUGUGAACAAUAUAUGAUGUUAAUAUGUAAUAUGAACAUAUUUGAGAUGCAAAACAACCAAAAGUGAAGGCUGUGCAAUAUACAAGCAACAUUUAAUUAUACAUAGUUCAAGUGUUGGCAUAUCACCAACACUUGCUUAUUUGUGGUAGGUCUGUAUUGCCCAUCCAUUGCAGUCAAUAGGUCAGAAUGUUAAGAUCAUUGAACAGAAUUGUGCUCAGUGGAGUGUUUGGUAUUGCUGUCGAGAGUAAUACCAGUUUUCUCCUGAGCUGAAAGAAAACCAUGUUUGUUACGGUAUGGCUGAAUGUAAUUUCACUGGCUUGUGAAUAUUUGGAGACAAAUAUAUCACAAAGCCUUUCUUUGCCAGGAUGGGCUGAUGGCAGUUGUGGGAACAGGAGUAAUACAUGGCCAACUCAUUGUUUGUUGCACAAGUAUUUGAAGCUUGAUUUUGAGAGGAAUGUUCCCAGGGUGCCGCAAGGUGCCAAGUUGAGGUGUGCCAAACCCCUUUCAAGGAGGGCUGGAAGCCUUGCUUGUCAGGAACUGUAUAGCUGUAAAAAUGUACAUUUUGUAUUUUGAAAACCUGACAUCAUUCCUCUCUUGGGGAAUUGGACCUCAUUAAGCAGAUUUAAGAUUUAGAAAAUUUGAUGUUUUUGGGUUAAAGUAGGAUGAGCAUUUGUUGUAUACAGAAAAAUGUAAAUGCAUAUUUUUCUGGCUUUACUUUUAUUUUCAGUUCAAAUGCUAGAGGAAUUGUUUGGUGAAGCUCAUAAAAAAAAUCAGGUAUUUGGACAUAAAGAAAUCUCAUUCUUGUGUUAUUUUAUAUCUUUCAGCUCAAAUCUGAAAGUGAAUGAUGUCUUCUUUGUUUAUAUCUAAUAAAUGUAACUUAAACA